AUGCGAACCAUUUUACAUGCAUACAUUCAUUGCUUCAACAACCGGUACGAGCAGAGCGCCAACGAAUGUGGUCGCAGUCUAGAAGACGACUUCAUGAUUACAGAGUGGGAUAAUCCAGCCUCUUCAACUGGAAUUCACGGACGGAAUGGAGACAUUAAUGGAGCAGAUCACUCAAGUGGCUCAGACCACACGCUAAUGCACAAUCGCCAGGCUUCUCAGUACCGGCCAGCUGUAGCGAGUCGUGUUUUCGGCCUCGAGUUGGUUUCAGCCAACUUUAGCCAACAAGUGGCCCCUCGUCUGUGCGUUUAUGACCAUUUCAAAGCCAUAGUGGGCAGUUCCGUUUGCGCGUGUGUGCAUUAUCAUCAUCACAACAUGCGUUAA
Protopolystoma xenopodis is the source of this 381-nucleotide messenger RNA. Lineage: Eukaryota; Metazoa; Platyhelminthes; Monogenea; Polystomatidea; Polystomatidae. The record is from the annotation of a GenBank genome assembly.